GCGGAAGGGGCGAAGUGGGUUAAAAAGAAACCGGCCCCGGCAGCGCGGGGCGCUGGGAUCGCCCCGGGCUCUUCUUUGGGUUCCCUCUUCUGGGCGAUGCCACCGAAAGCAGGCGGUUUUAGUUUUGCUGUAGCUGGAAAGUAGCAAAAAAACCCCUCGUGCUUCUUCCUCACCCAGCAGGCUCGCCGCUUGCGUGGGCUCCGCUCCGUUUCUCCCUCCUCCUGCCCCUUCUCGGAGAAUGGCUCUCUUCGCGCCGCUCCUAGCUGCCCAAUCUCUCUUCCUCUGGCAAACACAAAACUUGAUAGUUUCCCUGGCGUGUAGCAGAAGUAAAACCGAUUUGUCGCCCGCUUAGGAAGGCAGCGAGCUGAAGCAGCGGUGCGCGGCGAGGCCGUCUUCCUGAGCCCGCAGCCAGCCGUUGGUUGGCUGGUGUUUAGAAGAUCGCUUUCACUGGCAAGCGAAGCUAGCCCUCUUUUGCUCUCUGCGACGGACCGCUGUGUCCUGACGCCUUAAAACGUCACCUGCUUCGGGAAGAGUUUCAGGUUCACUCAGGCAAAUCGGGAAAUGCUUUUCCUUGCUCGGGUCUGGGCAUUCGGGAACCAAAGGGCAGCGGAUGAAUUUCCAGCAGGCUCACGAAAGGCGUUAACGCUGUCCUGGAGUUACAGAAGCCAACAGCCCCCAGGCGCAGAGGAUCUCCCGGGCAAGUCUGCGAGGGAUGCCCGGGCGCCGCCGUGGUCCCUCCAGCCCCGGCAGAGGCGCGCAGCCCGGACGGAGGGCCAGAGCCGGGGCCACGCGCCUCCCCCCCAGCGACAAGCUCUGCGAGGGGGGCCGGAUGCCUGGGAUGAGCACCGCCACCCGCGGAGGGACAGGCGCAGACCUGCUUCCAGGGCCGAGUACUACGAAAGCAGUUACUCCAGCAGGCCGUACUCUAGGCAAGGAUAUGAAGACCCCCACUGGAACUAUGCAGCCCCCAGCUAUGGAGACGACUAUGCUUAUUGGAGCUACCAGGGGCAGCCUGUGGCCUGGCAGGAUGACAGAGAUUUGAGACAGGGAGAGCCUUAUGGUACCCGUUACCGGGACCGACACUACUACCGGGGUUACCAUCCCAACCUGGUAGCUCCGUCCCCAGGGCAGGACAGGUCGGAGCCUGGUGACUCAUUCGAGGAGAGCCACUGCUCGGGCUCCCGGCGGGAGUGGGCAGGGGAAGACUCCUUCGGUGGCUCUGCCGGGGAGGGCAUCAGCCAGGCUCGCAAGCCUCCCGCCUCCGGUGAGCCCAGCCUGCUCCUGCAGUACCGUGAGUCGGGGCUCAGCUCCAGCAGCUACGAGCUCAGCCAGUACAUCUGCGACAGCACCGACUGCUAUGACCCUACGCCUGCGGCAGCUUGGAGCCCGGUGCAAGCAGGGAGGGCUUCAGCAUCCACCCCAGCCCCGGUGGCACCCCAGAAGUUCCCGUUGCCGCACGUGCCGGUGUGCUUUGGAGCUGGAGGGCAGCUGGUGCUGGCGUGCCCCCACUUCCCUGGGGAGGGGCAGCCAGCCCAUGUGGAGCUGCACAGCUUGGAGGUGAUCCUUCGUGACACAAAAGAGCAGGAGGAGCUGCAAGCCUUCCCAGGGCCUCUGGCCAGGGAAGAUCUGCACAAGGUGGAUGUGAUGACAUUUUGCCAGCACAAGAUAGCCACAAGCUGUGAUCUCUCAACACAGAGAGGCAGAGAUUCAGCCCUUCUCUGGAAACUCCUGGUCCUCCUCUGCCGGCAGAAUGGGUCCAUGGUGGGCUCAGACACAGCUGAGCUUUUGAUGCAAGACUGCAGGCGCCUGGAGAAGUACAAGAGGCAAAACCCUGUGGCUAAUCUGAUCAACUUGUCAGACGAUGAAUGGCAGGCACAUGGGCCGAGGACAGUGGAUCUCCUUACGGGGGAGGUUCCUCCCAUUGUGGAAACAUUGGCACAGACAGUGGAGAAGUUCACCAAACUCCUCUACUAUGGCAGAAAGAAAGAAGCUCUGGACUGGGCCAUGAGAAACCAGCUGUGGGGCCAUGCCCUCUUCCUCUCCAGCAAGAUGGACCCUCGGACCUACAGCUGGGUGCUCACUGGGUUCAUCAACACACUGGCCAUCAAUGACCCACUGCAAACCCUGUUCCAACUCAUGUCGGGAAGGGUUCCCCAAGCAGCACAGUGCUGUGGGGAUGCCAAGUGGGGAGACUGGAGGCCCCACCUGGCUGUGAUGCUGUCCAACAAGGUUGGAGAUGCAGAGCUGAACCACCGUGCCAUCAUCACCAUGGGAGACACUUUGGCUGGCAGGGGAUUAACAGAAGCAGCUCAUUUCUGCUACCUGAUGGCAGAUAUUCCUUUCAGUUACUUUGGAGAGAAAGCAGACCGCAUGGCUUUGCUGGGCAGCAGUCACUGUCAGGCAUUUGCCCAGUUUGCCAGGACGGAGGUUAUCCAGCGCAUGGAAAUCUUUGAGUACUGCCAGCACCUACAACAGCCCAAAGCCUUCCUUCUCUCUUUCCAGGUGUACAAGCUGAUCUAUGCCUCUCGCCUGGCAGACUAUGGGCUGCCAGCCCAGGCCUUGCAUUACUGCGAGAAGAUUGCUGCCAUGCUCCUGGGCCAGGGGCUGACCAGCCACCCUGUGCUGGCCAGACAAGUGAUGGAGCUAGCUGAGCGGCUGAAGCUCUCCGACCCACUGCUGCUGGAGAUGCCGGAUCAGGAUCAGACCCUGGAGCCUGACUGGCUCGUACAGCUCCGGGCUCAGUGUCGGGAAUGGGAGAUGGAAGAAGAGCUCCCUCCUGAGCUGGCAUCAGGUGAACCAGAGCUUUCCAGGGCCAGUGGAUCAGCCGCAGAUGAAGAAUUUGGCCAUGAGUUUACCCAGAGCAAGGGCUACCAGCACGACCAGUGGCACCAGCAGGGCACCCCCCUGUCACUGCAGGGAACAAGCUCCCGGGAGGACUGGUCUCACCAACCCUUGGCACCUUCUCCAGCAGCAGCAUCUAAUCAGGUCAUAACGUCGCUGCCGCUUGGUGUCCAGCCGGAGCACCAGACAGCAGCACUCAGCCCGGGGACAACUGUCUUUGCAGGCGGAGUUUGCUAUGACUGUUCUCUGCAGGUGAUCUGGCCGCCAGGAGAUGCCAGGGAGUCCCAAGGCCCCCUGCUGCCCCGUGGGCAUGAGUUGAAUGCAAGGGCCCGAACAGUCUCGGAGAGCUCUUCCAUCUCCCUGGAAGAUGACACUCAGCCUUCCUUGGAAAGUGUGGCCGAGGAUGUCACUGAAGAGCAGUCAUCGACAGAGGAGGAGAAGCCAGAUGAAGUUAAGAGCUCGGGAUUCAGAUGGUUUGGCUGGUUUCGGUCAAAGCUCCCCAAGGAAGCCUCUUCCAAAGCCAAGUCCGACAUGCUGGGAUCUCAGGAACGAUCUUCGCCAUCCCCCCCUGCUUCUCCUCUUCCAGUGGCUGGGACAAGCCCUUCAGCUGAGCCUCCUGAGGGCCCAUCUCCUACUGCUCCCAGCUCUUCCUCCAGAAACCCAGUGUCUACUGAAAUGAAAGGCUUGUGGGGCAUGGACAGCUGGGAACUGGCAGCUGUUCCUGAGGCUGGAGAUCAGGAGGGCUCCCACGAACCUCCGCAGGGCCCCGGCCGCCACCCCCCGGUGGGGGCAGUCCCCCUCUUCAACCCUGUCCAGGUC
This is a messenger RNA of Struthio camelus australis, 3660 nucleotides long. The record is from RefSeq and is a predicted model, not a curated record. Lineage: Eukaryota; Metazoa; Chordata; Aves; Struthioniformes; Struthionidae.